Messenger RNA from Trichomonas vaginalis G3, 2067 nucleotides. Its product is annotated as cyclin-dependent kinase inhibitor 2C-related family. The record is from RefSeq and is a predicted model, not a curated record. The transcript has a single exon. Bases 1 to 2067 code for a protein of 688 amino acids. Gene Ontology annotation, molecular function: protein binding. NCBI's taxonomy places the organism in Eukaryota, Parabasalia, Trichomonadida, Trichomonadidae.
AUGAGUGAUCAGAACAUGAAAAACAAAUGUUAUGAAGAUAUUAUGCAUAAAUACAAGGAUUACAUUGAUGCAUACAAUACUCUAUAUAAGAUAAAUACUAGCAAUGACCAUGAAAUCGAUGAAAUUUACAAAAUGUUAAAAAAUGUACUCAUCGAAGCGCAUAAAAAAUCACCAGAUCAAUUACUUGAGCAAAUUUGUAUGAUUUCAAAAUGUAAUAAUCGAUAUUUACACUCAUAUUGGAUGCUUUUCAAAAAGUUCUUUGACGAAUUUCAACCAAAAUCAAUCGCUGAGAAAGGAAAACUCUUUAAUUACUUUAUAUACAAAGAUUACGGUCUAAUUUUAGACAAAGAUAAAGAAAAAUGCAUCAAAGAACUAGAUUCUCAAAAUUAUUCAUUUGAUAUCUUCGAAAACGGGACAAUUUACCAAUCAAUAUUAAAUGAUAAUGAUAUACAAUUCAAUAUGUUCCUUGAACAAGAAGGAACCACAUCAAAUCAAAAAAUUAAAUUAGAUUAUUUUCCAGAAUGCGAAGGAAUCUCUCUUCUCGAGUUAUUUUGUUACUAUGGUGCAUUAAAAUGUUUCGAUUCAUUACAAACCAAAUUCAAUUCAAAAAUUACAGAAAAAUGCAUCUCUUAUUCAUUUUUAAGUGGAAAUAAUGAUUUGAUAAAUAAAGUUUUGAAAUUGCAAAAACCUGAUGAAAGCAACAUGAAAUAUGCCAUUAUUUCUCAUCGUAUGGACAUAAUAACUAAACUGGUUAAUGAAUAUGAUAUAGAAAUCGAUCUAGAACUUUGUGCAAAAUACAAUAAUUUGGAAGCAUUUUUGUAUAAUUUUGAUUUCAAAUUAUGUUUUGUUUUUUCUCCUUGUUUUAGUGAUUUAGAUUUUGUUUCUUUAUUCUUAUCAUGUGGUGCUGAUUUUAAAUCAAGAGAUAAAAAGUUAAGAACAGCACUUCAUGAGGCAGUGAAGUUUAAUUGCAUUGAAAUUGUUAAAGCUCUUAUUUCAUAUGGAGCAAAUGUCAAUGCAAAAGAUGUAAUUAACAAUACUCCUCUUUUUUACGCUACAGAAAAUUCUCAUAAAGAUAUUGUUGAACUUCUUAUUUCUCAUGGAGCUGAUGUAAAUAUGAAAGAUUCAAAUGGACAAGCAUGUCUUCAUUCUGCUGUUAUUCAUGAUAGUUAUGACAUUGCAUUAAUUCUUCUUAAUAAUGGAGCUUAUGUCAAUUCAAGAAAUAAUACUCAAUGGACUGCUUUUCAUUUCGCUGCAGUUCAUAAUAGAAAGAGAAUUGCAGAACUUCUUAUUUCAUAUGGAGCAGAUUAUAAAUUAGUAGAUUCAAAUAUUCAAAAUCCAUUACAUAUGGCAGCAUGGUGUAAUAGUAUUGAUGUAUUAAAAGUUCUCAUUUUGAAUAACGCUGAUAUUAAUUCACAAGAUAAGGAAGAAAAUUCUAUUCUUCAUUAUGCAGCUAUCAAUAAUAAUAAGGAAAUUGCUGAUAUGGUUUUAAGAGAUGGAAUUAAAGUGAACAUUAAAAAUAAGAUGGGACAAACUCCACUUCACAUAAGUGUAAUGAAAAACGAAAAAGAAAUGACAGAACAACUUAUUGCUUAUGGUGCCGAAAUCAAUGCAAAAGAUUCCACGGGGCAAACACCACUUCAUUAUUCUAUCAAAUACAGCUGCAAAGAAACAACAGAAAUACUUAUUUUUAAUAGUGCUGAUAUUAAUGCAAAAGACGAUAAAGGAAAAACAGCACUUUUUUAUGCAAUUAAAAACAAAAAUAAAGUAAUAGCUGAUAUUCUUCUUACAAAUGGCAUUGAUGUAAAUUCUACAGAUUCAAAUAUGAAAACAGCUCUUCAUUAUGCCGCAGAUGAUAAUUGCAAAGAUAUUGUAUCAGACUUGAUUUUGCGUGGUGCAAAUAUUAAUUUAGUAGACAACAAAGGAGCAACCGCACUUCAUUAUGCAUUAUACAAUAAUAGAAAAGAAGCAGCCGAAGUUAUAAUCAAGCAUAAUGCUGAUCUCAGCAUUAGAGAUGCUGACGGCAAACUCCUCUCCAUAAAGCAGCAUAUAACAAUUGGAAAGAUAUAA